Molecule: messenger RNA, 426 nt
Organism: Drosophila grimshawi
Lineage: Eukaryota; Metazoa; Arthropoda; Insecta; Diptera; Drosophilidae
Gene: UQCR-Q
Product: cytochrome b-c1 complex subunit 8
Exons: 3
Coding region: 87-356 (89 amino acids)
Biological process (GO): mitochondrial electron transport, ubiquinol to cytochrome c
Source: RefSeq, a predicted model, not a curated record
CAAAUAAGAAGCAGCUGAGGCGAACAGACGUCAUUCGCAGUUUUUUCUAAAUUAAGGCACGAAUUUUGACUUCUCAAGCUUAAGAGAUGCGUCUAACCUCGAUCCUGAACGGUGCCCAUUUCGGCAAUUUGGCCAAGGUGCAUGGAAUUAUCACCUAUAAGCUUUCCCCGUUCGAGCAGCGCGCCUUCGCCGGCGCCAUCAGCAAUGGGCUGCCCAACAUAGUGCGUCGCCUGCGCUCCAACAUCUUUCGUGUAACACCACCAUUUAUCAUUGGUUAUUUGAUUUACGAUAUGACCGAACGCAAGCACACAGCCUUGAUGCGCAAGAAUCCCGCUGAUUAUGUCAAUGACGAAUAGGCGAACGAACUGUCUCCUAGCAAAUUAAUCAUGUUAAGCUUAUUAAUAAAACUAUAAACCCACAGUUCAA